Messenger RNA from Tachyglossus aculeatus (Australian echidna), 3727 nucleotides. It is a transcript of the gene SRGAP3, whose product is annotated as SLIT-ROBO Rho GTPase activating protein 3. Gene Ontology annotation, biological process: signal transduction; negative regulation of cell migration. The coding region runs from base 340 to 3660 and encodes 1106 amino acids. Gene Ontology annotation, cellular component: cytoplasm. Lineage: Eukaryota; Metazoa; Chordata; Mammalia; Monotremata; Tachyglossidae. The transcript is spliced from 23 exons. The record is from RefSeq and is a predicted model, not a curated record. Gene Ontology annotation, molecular function: protein binding.
GUGUGCGUGCAUGUAAGUACUUUCUCUUCUCCCUCCCCCCCAAAAAAAAGGAAAAAAAAGGGGGUGAAAAAGAACAGCUGGGCUAGGUGGCUGUAUUCUCUCUCUCUCUAAAGCAAAGCUGACCGAAGCCUGCUAUUGUUGCUGCCCGGGUUUGCAAAUGAAGGGAAUUGUCUCUGCAAACGGAGAGGGUUUUUUUCUCUUUGUAGCCAAGUGAAAGAGAUUAGCCCGAAAACCUGUGAAAUUGACGGGCCUCGGACAUUUUCCCGGCAUUGAGAGGAUCGGGAAGAUAAAGGGAAGGGAGUCAAAACAUAUCCCGAGUUCUUUUUGACCUGUCAAAAGAUGUCAUCGCAAACUAAGUUCAAGAAAGACAAAGAGAUCAUAGCCGAGUAUGAAACACAAGUAAAAGAGAUCCGUACUCAGUUGGUGGAACAGUUCAAAUGUCUGGAACAGCAGUCGGAGUCUCGCCUGCAGCUGCUCCAGGACCUCCAGGAGUUCUUCCGUAGGAAGGCUGAGAUUGAACUGGAGUACUCCAGGAGCCUCGAGAAACUGGCAGAACGAUUUUCCUCCAAAAUCCGUAGUUCCCGGGAACACCAUCAGUUCAAGAAGGAUCAAUAUCUCCUCUCCCCUGUGAACUGCUGGUAUCUUGUGCUGAACCAGACCCGCAGGGAGAGCAGGGACCACGCCACGUUGAAUGAUAUUUUCACGAACAAUGUCAUUGUCCGUCUUUCCCAGAUCAGUGAGGAUGUCAUUAGGCUCUUUAAAAAGAGUAAAGAAAUUGGUUUACAGAUGCAUGAAGAGCUCUUGAAGGUCACCAGUGAAUUAUACACAGUCAUGAAAACCUAUCAUAUGUAUCAUGCGGAGAGCAUCAGUGCUGAGAGCAAGCUGAAAGAAGCGGAGAAACAAGAAGAGAAGCAGUACAACAAAUCAGGGGACAUCAGCAUGAACCUGCUGCGGCACGAAGACCGGCCUCAGCGCCGGAGCUCCGUCAAAAAGAUCGAGAAGAUGAAGGAGAAGAGACAAGCCAAGUAUUCUGAAAACAAACUGAAGUGUACUAAAGCCCGAAAUGAUUAUUUACUGAACCUGGCGGCUACCAAUGCAGCUAUUAGUAAAUACUAUAUCCACGAUGUCUCCGACCUGAUCGAUUGCUGUGAUCUGGGAUUUCAUGCCAGUCUGGCUAGAACCUUUAGGACUUACCUCUCUGCUGAAUAUAACCUGGAAACCUCACGCCACGAGGGAUUAGAUGUCAUUGAGAAUGCAGUGGAUAAUUUGGAUGCACGGAGUGACAAACACACGGUCAUGGACAUGUGCAAUCAGGUCUUCUGUCCCCCGCUGAAGUUUGAGUUCCAGCCCCACAUGGGGGAUGAGGUGUGUCAGGUCAGUGCCCAGCAGCCAGUUCAGACUGAGUUGCUUAUGCGUUACCAUCAGCUGCAGUCAAGACUGGCCACCCUCAAGAUAGAGAAUGAAGAGGUCAGAAAAACAUUAGAUGCCACCAUGCAAACUCUGCAGGAUAUGCUGACGGUAGAAGAUUUUGAUGUAUCUGAUGCCUUCCAACAUAGCCGCUCCACCGAGUCAGUCAAAUCUGCUGCUUCUGAGACAUAUAUGAGCAAAAUCAACAUUGCCAAACGGAGAGCCAACCAACAGGAAACUGAAAUGUUUUAUUUUACGAAAUUUAAGGAGUAUGUCAAUGGCAGUAAUCUUAUCACCAAGCUUCAGGCUAAGCAUGAUUUACUAAAGCAGACCCUUGGAGAAGGUGAAAGAGCUGAAUGUGGCACUACAAGCAGAAGAGAUGGAAGACUUAGGCUGCCUCACUUUCCUUGGCUGAGCUCUUCCUCUGCUCCCCACCUUGUGCCCCAUCCUGCACUGCAAGGAAGAAGAAAUGCUCGAACCAGGAACCAGGAUUCAGGGCAGGCUAUUCCACUUGUGGUUGAAAGCUGCAUUCGCUACAUCAAUUUAUACGGUCUCCAGCAGCAGGGUAUUUUUAGAGUUCCUGGAUCUCAGGUUGAAGUCAAUGACAUCAAAAAUUCCUUUGAGAGAGGUGAAGACCCCCUUGCUGAUGAUCAGAGUGAACGAGAUAUUAAUUCAGUGGCUGGAGUCUUAAAGCUGUAUUUCCGAGGCUUGGAAAACCCACUCUUUCCUAAGGAAAGGUUUCAAGAUUUGAUAUCUACGAUUAAAAUGGAGAACCCAGCAGAAAGAGUCCACCAGAUCCAGCAGAUCAUCAUUACUCUUCCUCGUGUUGUCAUCGUGGUCAUGAGAUACCUCUUCGCUUUCCUCAACCACUUGUCACAGUACAGUGAUGAGAAUAUGAUGGAUCCCUACAACCUGGCCAUCUGCUUUGGACCAACUCUCAUGCACAUUCCGGACGGGCAGGACCCUGUGUCCUGCCAGGCGCAUGUCAACGAGGUCAUCAAAACCAUCAUUGUCAAUCACGAAGGCAUCUUCCCUAGCCCCAGGGAGCUGGAGGGGCCAGUAUAUGAGAAGUGCAUGACUGGAGGUGAAGAAUAUUGUGACAGCCCUCACAGUGAACCUGGCACCAUUGAUGAAGUUGACCACGACAAUGGCACUGAGCCCCACACUAGUGAUGAUGAAGUGGAACAGAUUGAAGCUAUCGCCAAGUUUGACUACGUUGGACGGUCCCCUCGUGAGUUGUCCUUUAAGAAGGGGGCCUCCCUUCUCCUAUACCAUCGAGCAUCGGAAGAUUGGUGGGAAGGCCGGCACAACGGUGUGGACGGCCUCAUCCCGCAUCAGUACAUCGUCGUACAAGACAUGGAUGAUGCCUUCUCAGACAGCCUGAGUCAGAAAGCGGACAGUGAAGCCAGCAGCGGGCCUUUGCUGGAUGACAAGGCCUCAUCCAAAAAUGACAUCCAGUCCCCGACGGAUCACAUUCCUGACUAUGGAUUUGGGGGCUUGAUGGGCCGGGUGAGGUUGAGAUCAGAUGGAGCCGCCAUUCCCCGUCGCCGAAGCGGGGGUGAUACCCACAGCCCUCCUCGCACUAUCGGACCUGGGAUAGAUGCCCCACCUCGGGCAGCUGCCUGCCCCAGCAGCCCUCAUAAAAUCCCACUCAGUAGGGGAAGAAUCGAGAGUCCCGAGAAGCGGAGGAUGGCAACAUUUGGAAGCGUCGGCAGCAUCAACUAUCCAGACAAGAAGACUCUGUCUGAUGGACACCCACUCAGGUCCACCUGUGGCUCCACUCGGCAUAGCAGCCUAGGUGACCACAAGUGUCUAGAGGCAGAAGCCCUGGCAGAAGACAUUGAGAAGACCAUGAGCACAGCUCUGCAUGAGCUGCGUGAGCUUGAGAGGCAAAACACAGUCAAGCAGGCUCCAGAUGUGGUCUUGGACACCCUGGAACCGAUGAAGAACCCACCACUGGGCUCAGUCAACUCGGAGCCCGCCAGCCCCCUGCACACCAUUGUGAUCCGGGAUCCGGAUGCCGCCAUGCGCCGGAGCAGCAGCUCCACCACUGAGAUGAUGACAACGUUCAAGCCGGCGCUCUCUGCCAGGCUGGUCGGGGCUCAGCUCAGACCACCCCCCAUGCGGCCCAUCCGGCCCGUGGUCCAGCACCGAUCCAGCAGCAGCAGCAGCUCAGGCGUGGGCAGCCCGGCAGUGACCCCUACUGAGAAGAUAUUCCCCAACAGUUCCUCAGACAAGUCUGGCACCAUGUAGCUUCCCCUCCCGGUGGCCUCUUAUAAGCAGACCAAUCCAGUGUCUCCAGCGAGGGGUUGUUGGGGAG